Molecule: messenger RNA, 904 nt
Organism: Capsaspora owczarzaki ATCC 30864
Lineage: Eukaryota; Filasterea; Ministeriida; Capsasporidae
Exons: 2
Coding region: 29-388 (119 amino acids)
Source: RefSeq, a predicted model, not a curated record
CUUCUUACAGUUACCAGGACGGUGCAAAAUGCCGCUUCCGUCGAUUCGACCGCGGGUCAUGCCGCAGACGCCCAUUCAGCUGUAUCGGUUUUGCUUGGGCUUGAUUCGACACAUGCCGCCAGUGUUCCAGCGUCGCACAAGAGCUAUUGUGCGCGAUAUGAUUGUCAUCAACGGACGGCACGCCAGGCCGCAGGACGUCCCGCGGCUCGUGCGCGAAGGCGUCGACCACAUGGAAAGCUUCUACCUCGUCUUCACCGCCAAGCCAGAGACCAUCCUGCAGCUGUUCUAUGCAGAGAAUGUGCUUGGAUCUGCGAGUGCGGCGUCGUCAGCCCCGGCGUUCAAGCAGCCAGACCAAGGCCGCCCAAACGAGACCACGCCCAUGCAGUAAUCCACAAGCCAAAAAGUCUUGGCGCGCCAAAUCGCAUGCUGAUCGAUAGGCGUGCAUGGACAACAAGAAGGCUGCAGGAUAUACAGUACAUUGGGAUUGGGAUUGUUUGUACCAGCAAUGCGGCUCCGGAAUGCCAGUUGGUUGCUGGCCUCACGGAGUGGUCCUCCUGUGUUCCUGCUCUGAGGCUUUCGAUUGCCCUCCGUGGUGAUGGAUCGAUGCUACUGGGCACACUAGGUCAUUGAAGGGUAUCUGGUGGUACACAGUUUUGUGUUCAAAGCCAAUUUAACUCAAGAAUCAAGUUUGGCACAAGCUCGAUGGCAGUCCGCUGGUAAUCCCGAGUUGGAAGCCAGUGUUGCACUCUUUCAGUGCCUAUGUUUACACACCUUGGUCGGUUGAGGCUGAAACUUGCCUCAACAUUGUCGAGAAAUUGCAAACUGUAUUCCAACUGAAGACAAACUGCCAUGCACAAUUCUAUUCCAAUGAGUGUCAUCAGACGUAUCCAACAUAAAGCAAAUC